Molecule: messenger RNA, 3015 nt
Organism: Entelurus aequoreus (snake pipefish)
Lineage: Eukaryota; Metazoa; Chordata; Actinopteri; Syngnathiformes; Syngnathidae
Gene: araf
Product: A-Raf proto-oncogene, serine/threonine kinase
Exons: 16
Coding region: 119-1951 (610 amino acids)
Biological process (GO): protein phosphorylation; signal transduction
Cellular component (GO): mitochondrion; cytosol
Molecular function (GO): ATP binding; protein kinase activity
Source: RefSeq, a predicted model, not a curated record
UUCGUCUGUCGAGUGCGAGAGUUCAAGAUGGCGGCCACAGGGUGCAAGUGAUCGACUUUUGAUUGGACAGCACGCUGCGUCACUCUUGCCGAAGCUCCGCCUCCACCCUCCUCUCAUCAUGUCCUCCACCUCCUCAUACUCCUCCUCGGGGGAAACCAGUCCCGAGGACGUGCCUCGAGGUGGGGGCACCAUCCGCGUUUACCUGCCCAACAAGCAGAGGACCGUGGUGAAUGUCCGUCGAGGGCAGACGGUGUACGAGAGCUUAGACAAAGCUCUGAAAGUCCGAGGCCUGAGCCAAGACUGCUGCGCCGUGUUUCGUCUUCUGGAAGGUCGCAAGAGGCUGACGGACUGGGACACAGACAUCACUCCUCUGGUAGGAGAGGAGCUUCUCGUGGAGGUUCUGGACGACAUCCCCCUGACCAUGCACAACUUUGUACGGAAGACUUACUUCAAGCUGGCUUACUGCGACUUCUGCCACAAGUUUCUGUUCAACGGCUUCAGGUGUCAGACCUGUGGCUACAAAUUCCACCAGCACUGUAGCAGCAAGGUGCCCACGGUCUGCGUGGACAUGGACACCGUCAGCAAAAGGUGUGACCAAGGUCCCUGCACCGACGAGUAUCCUCAGAUACUCUUGCCGGAAAAUUCUCCGCCCCAGAGUAACAUAGCCUUAACCGCCGAGCCUGCUGGGAUGGACCUUCUGUCUCCCACGUCAGCCUUCCGCUUCCCCAUGCCCAGUGGAGAUGGCCAGUCCCUACAAAGACAUCGCUCCACAUCCACGCCCAACGUCCAUAUGGUCAGCUCGGUGAGCCCGGCUGCGGCUAGCAUCAUAGAGGAAGCACUGAAAUUCAACAACACAAUAGGUCCCGAGCCAUCACCGAAGCCCUCCACCAGCCCACCCUCGUCUCUAGGAUCUCCAGGGAGAAGACCACCCAAGUCCCCCUCAGAACACAAAGAGCGAAAGCCCCCCUCAUCUGAUGACAAAAAGAAAGUACAUCGGGGGGGCUACAGGGACUCAAGCUACUACUGGGAGGUCCACUCCUGGGAAGUCACCACCCAGAAGAGAAUAGGAGCUGGCUCCUUUGGAACUGUAUUUAAGGGCAAGUGGCAUGGAGAUGUAGCCAUAAAGAUCCUGAAAGUCACAGAGCCCACACCUGAACAGUUACAGGCCUUUAAAAACGAAAUGCAGGUCUUACGGAAAACUCGCCACGUCAACAUCCUGUUGUUCAUGGGCUACAUGACCAAGCCCAACUUUGCCAUCAUUACGCAGUGGUGUGAAGGCAGCAGCCUGUAUCGCCACCUGCACGUCUCCGAAACCAAGUUUGAAACCAUGAGGCGCAUCGAUGUGGCCAGACAGACGGCUCAGGGGAUGGAUUAUCUUCAUGCAAAGAACAUCAUUCAUCGCGACCUGAAGUCCAACAAUAUUUUCCUCCAUGAAGGCUGGACGGUGAAGAUCGGAGACUUUGGCCUGGCCACAGUCAAGUCACGCUGGACUGGCUCCCAGCAGGUGGAGCAACCUAGCGGCUCCAUCCUCUGGAUGGCCCCUGAGGUGAUCCGGAUGCAGGAAAGAAUCCCCUACACCUUCCAGUCUGACGUGUACGGCUAUGGAGUGGUGCUGUUUGAGCUGAUGUCCGGGACUCUGCCUUACUCCAACAUCAACAACAGAGACCAGAUCAUUUUCAUGGUGGGGCGUGGCUACCUGUCACCUGACCUCAGCAAACUGAACAGCACCUUACCCAAGUCCAUGAAGAGACUCAUCGUCGACUGUCUCAAGUUCAAACGUGACGAGAGACCUUUGUUCCCCCAGAUCCUGGUAUCGAUUGAGCAUGUGCAGGACCUGCUGCCCAAAAUCGAACGCAGUCGCUCGGAGCCUUCGUUGCACCGCGCCGUCCACGCCGAGGACUUGAACCCGCUCCUCUUUCACACUACCAGGCUCAUUCCGCUCCAGAGUUAGUUUGUCCAGUAGCCAUCUUUCAUUGUCACUUCAUAUUCCUGUCCAAACAUGCUGUUCUUGUGGAACGCUCCAUGAAAGCAACACAAGCCAAGAGCGAUAAAGAUGAAGAUGUUCACCUUCAAAUAUGACAUCAUAACUUCCCAUCAGGCUUUGCACUUGUUCCAAUCUUUGAAUGAAAAGAGGAAUCAUCAGAAAAUAUCAUUUGGACGACUUAUUGCUCAACUAAAACUAGAAUGAUUGUAGCUUGAAACAGACUUCAAGAUGUCCUUGAGUCUGAUAUUUCUUCUCAACUGCAAGAUGAUUCUAGAAUGUCAUCAGCAACAUCAAUUUCUACUUUGGAUUUGUCUUUUUUGGCCACACAAAAAAUGGGAAGAAUUCUUCUUUUUUUGCCGCAAUGCUGCUUUCAAACAAAAGUGAAACUGAAAUGUUCAUCAAACUAUCAACGGACACAAAUAUGUUCAUCACAAUGAAAUGUUCCUAAAAAUAUUGAUCAACAUAAAUAUGUUCAUCAAUAUGAAAUGUUCCUAAAAAUAUUUAUGAAUAUAAACAAAUAAGUUCAUAAACAUGAAAUGUUAAUCAAAAUAUUAAUGAACAUAAAUAUGUUCAUUAAUAUAAAAUGUUCAUCAAAAUAUUGAUGAACAUAAAUAUCUUCACCAAAAUAUUGAUGAACAUAAAUAUGUUCAUCAAUCUGAAAUGUGCAUCUAACUAUUGAUGAACAUAAAUUUCUUCAUAAAAAUUAAAUGUUCAUCGAAAUAUUGAACAUAUAAAUCUUUAUCAAAAUAUUAAUGAACAUAUUUAUGUUCAUAAAUGACCUGUUCAUCAAAAUAUUGAUAAAUAUCUUCAAUAUGAAAUGUUCAUUAAUAUAAAACAAUCUGAAUAUUAAUUAACAUAAAUAUGUUCCUCAUAAUGACAUGUUCAUCACAAUUUUAAUGAACAUAAAUGUGUUUAUGAAUAUGAAAUAUUUAUCAACAUUUUAAUGAACAUAAAUAUAAAAUUUUUGAUGCUCAUAAAUUGAUGAACAUAAAUGUUCAUCAAUAUGAAAUGUUCAUCAAAAUAUUGAACAU